This is a messenger RNA of Spirodela intermedia, 5277 nucleotides long. Lineage: Eukaryota; Viridiplantae; Streptophyta; Magnoliopsida; Alismatales; Araceae. The record is from the annotation of a GenBank genome assembly.
AUGGGACCUGGACCUUUCAUGGAUGUAGUUUUUUCUAACUCAGAUUAUAGAAGUGUUUAACUAUUUUCAGUGUAAGAGAAAUUAAAGGAGACAUAAUAUUCCCCUUGAAUAAUGGAAAUUAGACAAACAAUUUCCUAAUUAAAGAAAGUUGGCUCCCCCUGAUAUGACCCUGUUGCUGGUGGAAAUAACAAAAGAAGAGAUCAUCAUUACCAUCUUGGCACAUAAUUCCUGUACGAGUUUCCCACUUUGCAAGUACUUACACACCCUCUCCUUGAUGCCCUUCCACUGAUUCGUGUAUCCAGUAGGAAAGGAGUAGAUCGGUUGGAUCUACUUUCAUAUUUAAAUUUACCGUUUUUGUCUUGAGAUUGUGCUUUCUGCAAAAGAAGCACUUUACUUCUCAUCCGUUUUUUUAUUAACUCGGUGAGGCUGCCUACGCGGCAAUAAUCGCAUUAAUUCCCCAAAAUAAUCCGUAAUAUUGUGGGUGUCUUUUUCAUGGCCAUCCGGAAGCAAACUAAUGGAUGUCAGAGCUGAAAAUUUCUGAUACUAUAAUCCUGCAAUGUUUCAACUCUUCCAAAAUAAAAAAUAAAAUAAAAAAACAAAGAAAAAGAAAAAGAAAAGAAAAGCACGUGCCAAUCAUCUUGCUUAGUGCAUGCCAUUUUUGAAUGUCGGAAAAUGUUCAGUUACCAUUUUACCUCUUUUUCUUUUUUUUUAGGUAAGAUUUGAUGCCGACAAGGGCUAGGGCAUGCGUUUAAGCCUAUCGGUAUAAAUGUACAAAUGAUGUGAGAAAGAUCAACAUUUUUUUCUUUUGCUUUGUUUGCAGUAACGCCUAUAUCUUCAUUCCAUGGCGAGCUCUUUCACUGUGAAAGCUUGGUAAAAAAUUGGGCUACUUCGUCCAACAUGAAUACCAUUAAAGAGAGCAAAUCAUCUCUGAAGGAUUUAUUAUUCUUUUUGCAUGUUCCGAGAACUGGGGGAAGGACAUAUUUUCAAUGGUAAUUUCCUAAUGCACUUUUCUUCAAUGCAUAGUUUCCUUUUCUCAAAUGAUUAAGAUUCUCUUUCAUCACAGCUUUUUGCGAAAGCUUUAUACCGGCGAUCAGGAAUGUCCUCGCUCCUAUGAUAAGCUACGCUUUGAUCCAAGGUAGAACAUUAUUAUUCCUUUGUUUAUUCUCAUGAUUAAAUCAUUUGGACCCCCCCUCCCCCCCCUCUCAUGAUGUAAAAUUUUAUCUGAUCCGACCAGUGAAUUACUUUGAUAUGUCGAUAUUUGAACAUUACAAACUUAAGAAUAUUAUUGUGUGCAGCAAAUCAGACUGCAGGUUAAUGGCCACCCAUGAUGACUAUAGUUUAAUGUCCAAGCUGCCCGUGCAAAGAACUUCAGUGGUAACAAUUCUAAGAAAUCCAAUUGAUCGUGUCUUCAGCACUUAUGAAUUUGCUGUGGAAGUCGCAGCUAGAUUUCUUGUCCAUCCUAACUUAACAUCUGCAAUACAAAUGUCUAUGCGAAUUCGUCCGAAAACUCGAUCAGUGAGUACCCUGGACAUUUGGCCUUGGAAGUAUUUGGUCCCCUGGAUGCGAGAAGACCUAUUUGAUCGGGUAUUUCCUUUGUCUAUUAAAGAUUUUAUCUGGGCAUAAUAUGAACGAAUCGUUAAACAUUUGUUGUUUUUUCUCUUGAUUUUCUCUGGGUAUGCAGUGAUAUGUUGCUGAUUGUUUUCAAAGAACAAGUAGACAUCUGUUUCACCUCUUGUAGGAAUGAAUUAGCCGCUCUAAUUUCGUAUGGUUCAUUUUUGUUUGACAGAGGGUUGCCAGGAGAACAGGGAAACUUCAGAGGGUUCAAGAGAGUGAUCCAUACAACACGGAAGAAAUGGUCAUGCCUUUACACAUGUUUAUUGAUGAUCCUAUUUCACAUGAUAUCAUUCACAAUGGUGCCACUUUUCAGGUUUGAUAGCUGGUUGAUUCUUCUUCUAGGUCGACUUAGUGAGAGUCUUAUUGUCAUGCUUUCAUGUUAUAUAGCGUAUGUAGAUGAAUUUAUGUUGUGGAGCAUUACAUUAGCGUUUCCCUGAACAGAGGCUCAGUGCUAUUGUAUACGUGACUUUAUUUUCUCUCUUUUUUUUAGAGAGAAGUCUCUCUAGUUUUCUUUGUUUAAGAAUGAGUGAAUGACGAGAUAGUUGCUUAGGCUUGUGUGCAUUGCUUUAUGAUUAAGUUCGUUUUCCUUGAAGGAAUUCGUGAUGUGUUUUUAUGAUUUUAUAUCGAAGACCUUGUCUUUUUCAACGACAUUUAUAUUUCGUCAUUGUUCCUCGUCUUUUUUUAAAUUUCUCUUUGUUUCUGAAAUAUGAUGAUACUAACAUGUUUUUUGUGAGCUGCUUUGGGUAGAAGAAAUGAAACUAUUUUUCUCCCUUGAGUAACUAGAUUUUAAAAACUGGACAUAGAAAUUGGACAAGGGUUGGAAUGUUCCAUUUGUUAAAAACUAGUUGGUUAAUCACUAUGCUAGUUUUGGCCAUCCCUGGAAGAAAAAUAAUGGUUGGCCGUGUGAGGAAAUGGAGGUAGAAGCUCAGCAUGGUGGAGGUUGAGGUUAUUUUUCCAAGAAGAGUCGGAUCCAAUCCUUUUUUGCUGGUCUUGGUGAUAUUGUAGUGAUCGAAUGAUUCACAACAAUUAGGCUCUCCAUGGCAUUUGAGUCAUUUGUACUCUGAAGCCACACUCUUUCUUGCAUUCUUCAAAUGUAUCCCCAAAUGAUAAAAACUCCAUGCAUUUCUCCUCGGGAUUUGUCAUCUUUAAUCACUGUCCGGAAAUCUUAGGUUUUUCGAGUGCCUACUUUUCCUAGCUUAGAUUUUGUUAUAUGAUUGUUUCUUGAGGCUCAAAAACUGUCUUCUUUAUUCUUCUUCUUCUUCUUCUUCUUCUUCUCCUCAGUGUAACAGUUUGUAUGGUUCUCCUGUAACAGCUCUUGUUAGUCAUUGCGUUUAUUCGUUGGGUGAUGGUGCGACCAAUCCUCUUGUUAGAAUCUUUAGGCCAUUUUGUUCUCAGUAAUUUAGUUUGUCCAUUUCGCUGCUGGUAGAUUUCAGAAAGUAAUGGAUUAUUCUGUCAGUUGUUUUCUGUCCUCUAUUGAUUUACUGGAAAAUAAGGGCUCUGCUCUUGAAGGUGGUAGAUUAUUGUUUUCCUGCUAACUGUGUUCUUGUUCUUUGAUAGUUGUUUGUACUACUGUAAUUUUCUUGUUUGGAAUCAUCAUAUUUCUAGGUGCUGAACUGUUCCUUCCUCUCUAGGUGGCCGGACUAACAAACAACUCUUGGUCUGAUGAAGCCCACGAAGUGCGCCAUUGUGUGAGGAAUCAUCCCGUACUGGGUCGUUAUGUUCUUGAAGUGGCCAAGGUACCCUAUCCUUGAAUCGAUGUGAUUUAUGCGGAUUCGUUUGUUAUGCAGUCUUACUUGUGUAAUAAAUAACUCAGUCCAUUAAGUUGCCUGUUGAUUUAAAAUAUUCCAGAAGAGAUUGGACCACAUGCUGUAUGUGGGGCUUACAGAGGAGCAUAAAAAAUCUGCGACAAUGUUUGCCAAUAUGGUUGGGGCUCAGGUUAUUUCCCAAUCGGAAUCCUCCAGUUCUCAUUUUGAAAAAGCUGUGCCGCACAAUAAAACUGGUAAGUGGAAAUUAUCUUCUUUUCAAGCCUGUGGGAUAUUACCUGGAUUCUUCCCUUUGUAGUAACUAUAAAGAUCUUUCAUAAUCUGCUUAUUCUAUGUGUAUCCGGAGAAUUUAGCUCAAGGAUCUUUGCUGCUGCAAAUCACGUGACCAAGAUGCGCAUUCAGAUAGUAAAUUUUGAUAUCUUGGAUGUACCUACCUUGAUGUAGCACACCUGAAAGUUCUCUUUAUAAUUCCAUCUUGACGCGUAUUGCACGUAUCCUUUUACCAUGUGCCCGCAGGAAAUGUUUUAGCGCAAAAACUUCCAUGUCUGACACUGUUUUUCUCUGCAGAAAUGUGUUCCUCACUUCCAUAUUCAUAUGGUGGUGGUUCAAAUUCUCUUAACGUAAGUUGAGAGUAACUCUUCUCAAUGUCCAACGUAUUCUAGUUCUUUAGAGCUAGAUUGAGAAUAUGUGGGCCUUCGAUUUUUGUACGACAGAGUAGCACUGGAAUGCAAAAAGGAGUCGAAGUUUCUUCCCCAAGCGAUCUUGAAUCAGCGGACGGAAAUGUACUAGUCCUUGAUUUCUUGAUGCUACUUCUCUAGCUAAAUUAUUCUUAAAAUUGAGUUGGGGGAUCAGUUAAACCGCAUUAUAUUUGCCUUGGCAGAUGACUGUUGGGAAGCUCAUGGAAGCAUAUGAAGAGUGCAUUUCUAUUUUGCGAAAGUCGCAGUCUACUCGACGAACCGCGUCUCUGAAGAGAAUUUCUCCUGUAAACUUUUCGAAGAAGGUGAGCGCCUGAAGUGUCCUUGCAGAAAGAAUUAUCUCUCCAGAUUUAAUCCGCUCAUAUUUUGUCAAGUUUAUUAUCUCUCUACGAACGUUCGUUUUCUAUAGCACCGAUGUUUAAAGAUCGUUCCUUUUACUAUUUUGAGAAUGCUGCGUGACUUUUAAAAUGUUACUUGAAUAUCAUUGAACGGGGGGGGCCUUGGUUAGAAUGAGGGAGUUUUUAAAAAUAAUCUCCUAUGAUUUGAUUCCGAUGGAAGAAUUGUGGAGAGCGGCUUCCGCUAGAAAAAAGCACUUUAGUGACCGUAUGCUUUCAGAUCAUAUAUUCACACUCCGUUGGCAAUUGAAAACAACGCGAAGUCAGUCGGUUGAUAUGCCUUACUUUAUAAUAAUGAUCACAAUAAUCUACUGUUCCUGGUCUGUGGCAUGUUGGAGCUCAGGCUCGCCUUCUUGUCCCCGAAGAAGUACUAGAGCGGAUAAGAUCUUUAAACAACCUCGACCUGCAACUUUAUGAGCACGCUCAAGGCAUAUUCGCACAUCAGCGGAGACAUCUCACUGUGCAGAACGAGGAGCAGUCGUCUCAAGAGCUGGUGAGUCCCUCCCUGUUCACUGACCGGUCCUGGCCCCCCACUCUCUGGUUCCCGGAUAGUGCUUUUGUGUUGAUUCUUCGAGUGGCAGAAUGGGACUGGUGGCUUCAAGUUCUUUAUUAUGAAUGAAGGCCAGCGUGCUCAGUGAUUGCCCCCCCUCUUUAUGUACUUUAUAGGCAGCGAAGAAGGUUGGCGUGCUCAGUGCUCUGUACAGCUAUCUCCCAUGGAAGGUGCUUCUGAUUUCUAUCACGGCUCUGAUUCUGGCUGCUCCAAUCUACAUGUUGGUGACUGCGAGGAGGUCGCUCAAGCUUAAAGUGUGA